Messenger RNA from Populus nigra (black poplar), 3327 nucleotides. RefSeq names its product probable disease resistance protein At4g27220. The record is from RefSeq and is a predicted model, not a curated record. The transcript has 3 exons. Gene Ontology annotation, molecular function: protein binding; ADP binding. NCBI's taxonomy places the organism in Eukaryota, Viridiplantae, Streptophyta, Magnoliopsida, Malpighiales, Salicaceae. The coding region runs from base 177 to 3056 and encodes 959 amino acids.
UUAUUGGAAGGCGAAGUUGAAAUAAAAACUUAUUGAAUUGCGUGGGUUUGAAAGAAGAAUGAAUUCCUUCCUUCUUCAAUUCACCCUUUCCCUUUCUUUCCAUCAGAGUUAAAUAAGAUAUUCAUUUUGGAGAACAUCUUCAUCAGGCCAGAGACACUGAAGGAUAAAGGAGAAAAAUGGUUGUUUCAGAUGAUGAAUUCUGGGCUCAUGUUGAGGACAUGAAUGAUUGCAGGAAGAAGUGUGAGUUCUGUGGGCAUCUUUUUGCUAUUCGUACUUCCAUUUCGAGGAUCAAAUGGCACUGGUCAGGUAUUAAAGGCCAUGGUGUUGCCAUUUGUCAACAGGUGCCUAAACAUGUUCAAGAAGCAGCCUUUCUAGCUACGGAGGGUGCCAACAAAAAACUUAAAAUCAGAGGUAAUUGGUCAACGGAGGAUGAUGAUGAUGUAGAUAUCAAGACAGAAGAAGCAUUAGUGGAGAUUGUUGCAGAAGCUAGCUCUUUUGGGGGCCUUACUCUCAACAAAAGGGAUGCUAGAGAAGAUGCAUUACCCAUUAGAGAGCUAGUUGGUCAAGCAUUUGAAGAGAAUAAGAAAACCAUCUGGUCUUGGUUAAUGAAUGAUGAAGUCUUUUGUAUUGGCAUUUAUGGGAUGGGAGGUGUGGGUAAAACAUCACUGGUGAAACAUAUCUAUUAUCAGCUUCGAAGAAAAUCAGACACUUUCCAUCGUGUUCACUGGAUCGCCGUGUCGCAAGAUUUUAGCAUUUAUAAAUUGCAGAAUCGUAUUGCAAAAUGCCUUGGUUUACAUCUUUCAAAUGAAGACAGCGAGAUGCAAAGAGCUCAGGAACUCUCAGAAGCAUUAGGGACGAAACGACCGCAUUUCCUCAUUUUGGAUGAUCUGUGGGACACUUUUGAUCCGGAAAAGGUGGGCAUUCCCAUUCAAGAGGAUGGAUGCAAGUUGAUUAUUACAACUCGAUCAUUAAAAGUUUGUCGAGGGAUGGGCUGCAUACACAAAAUCAAAGUGGAGCCUCUCACUUGUGAUGAAGCUUGGACUUUGUUUAUGGAGAAACUCAAGCAUGAUGUAGAACUUUCUCCAGAAGUUGAGCAAAUAGCAAAAUCGGUUACCAAGGAGUGUGCUGGUUUGCCACUGGGAAUUAUUACAAUGGCAGGAAGCAUGAGGGGAGUGGAUGAUCUACAUGAGUGGAGGAAUACAUUGGAGAAACUUAAAGAAUCAAAAGUUAGGGACAUGGAAGAUGAAGGAUUCCGGUUAUUGAGGUUCAGUUAUGAUCGCUUAAAUGAUUUAGCAUUACAACAAUGUUUCUUAUACUGUGCAUUAUUUCCUGAAGGGAUCAGUAGGGAUGACUUGAUAGGUUAUUUGAUUGAUGAGGGAAUAAUCGAUGGCAUCAAGAGCAGGCAAGCAGAAUUUGACGAGGGCCAUACGAUGCUCAAUGAACUUGAAAAUGUCUGUUUACUGGAAAGUUGUGAUGAUCAUAAUGGUUGUAGAGGUGUCAGGAUGCAUGACUUGAUUAGGAGCAUGACCCACCAAAUACAGCUAAUGAAUUGUCCAAUCAUGGUUGGCGAAGAAUUACGAGAUGUGGACAAGUGGAAAGAGGAUCUUGUAAGAGUGUCCUGGACAAGUGGUAAAUUGAAGGAAAUUUCUCCUAGCCAUUCACCAAGGUGUCCCAAUCUUUCAACCUUAUUGUUACCCUGUAAUGACGCUUUGAAAUUUAUUGCAGAUUCUUUUUUUAAGCAAUUGAACAGGCUUAAGAUUCUUGAUCUGUCCAGGACAAACAUUGAAGUGUUACCAGAUUCCGUCUCUGAUUUGGUGAGUCUUCGUGCAUUAUUGCUCAAAGGAUGCAAGCAGUUGAGGCACGUUCCAUCAUUAAAAAAGCUCAGGCUACUGAAGAGGUUGGAUCUCAGUGAUACUGUACUUGAAAACGUGCCUCAAGACAUGGAAUACCUAUCCAACCUCAGGUAUCUUAAACUCAAUGGAUGUAGACAAAAAGAGUUUCCUACUGGAAUAUUACCUAAACUUUAUAGCCUGCAAGUCUUUGUACUAGAUGAUGAUUGGGUGAAUGGACAAUACGCUCCAGUAACAGUUGAGGGAAAGGAAGUAGCAUGCUUGAGGAAGUUGGAAACUUUGAAAUGUCAUUUUGAACUUUUUUCCGACUUCGUGGGGUAUCUCAAAUCUUGGGAUGAGACCCUAUCACUAAGCACAUACAAAUUUUUAGUAGGACAAUGUAACAAUGACGAUGUAGCUUUUUUGGAAUUUUCUGGCAGAAGUAAAAUAGUAUGGUUGUGUAACUUCAAUAAUCGAAGUUGCCUAGAGUUCCCAACUGACAUUCAAGAACUGGUGAUUUUAAAAAGUAUUGAUGCAAAAAGUUUAUGUGAUGUUUUAUCACCACAGUAUACAACUGAGCUGGAGUACAUUGAAAUUGUGUUGUGUGAUAGAAUGGAGAGUUUGCUUUCAUCUUCUUGGUUCUGCUCUACUCCAUUACCAUUUCCAUCUAAUGACAUAUUUUCUCAUCUCAAAGACUUUUAUUGUUAUGGGUGUACAAGUAUGAAGAAGCUGUUCCCUCUUGUCUUGCUGCCGAACCUCCUCAACCUGGAAAUGAUUUCAGUCGAGAGGUGUGGCAAAAUGGAGGAGAUAAUAGAAACAAGAGUAGACUGGGUUAUGGGUGAAGAAAGCAGCAGUAGCUGCCGUUCCAUUGAAUUCAGUCUCCCAAAGUUAAGACAUUUGAGCUUCAUAUUGUUACCAGAACUGAAAAGCAUAUGUAGGGAAAAUCUGAUUUGCAGCUCUCUCCAAACUAUUAUAGUAAGAGAUUGUCCGAAGCUAAAGAGGAUGCCACUCUGCCUUCCCGUGCUUGAUAAUGGCCGGCCAUCUCCUCCCCCUUCUCUUGAAGAAAUCUAUGUAGAUCCAAAAGAAUGGUGGGAAUCAGUGGAGUGGGACCAUCCUAACAGUAAGGAUGCGCUUCUACCCUUCCUAGUUUUAGGUGCUGGUGCCAGACUGCUUGAAGAAGAAGGAGACGAGGAAGACGUUGAAGACAAUGAUGAAAAACGUUUUUGAAGUGGAAUUUUACUGGAUACAAUACCGUGUGAAUGCUGACGCAGAAUCAAUUUUCACGGGAAUGCAAGGGCACUUACUGUUUCUGAAAUCAAUACAUUGUAGCGUGCACUUUCCCGUAUUCCGUGCCCUUUCCACUCUACUGGUUUGUUUUUUCAUGUAAUUCUGAAACAAACCUUCAGCACAAGUGGUGUAACUAUGAAUUUGACCUCUGAAGUUGUGAUUUCUGUAGCUGUACUCAUAAAUGCUAAUGGAGACAUGGAGUUGUGCAUCA